Messenger RNA from Ilyonectria robusta, 3034 nucleotides. RefSeq lists its product as uncharacterized. The transcript is spliced from 7 exons. Bases 290 to 2614 code for a protein of 774 amino acids. NCBI's taxonomy places the organism in Eukaryota, Fungi, Ascomycota, Sordariomycetes, Hypocreales, Nectriaceae. Gene Ontology annotation, cellular component: endoplasmic reticulum exit site; COPII vesicle coat. The record is from RefSeq and is a predicted model, not a curated record. Gene Ontology annotation, molecular function: GTPase activator activity; zinc ion binding. Gene Ontology annotation, biological process: intracellular protein transport; COPII-coated vesicle cargo loading; endoplasmic reticulum to Golgi vesicle-mediated transport.
CCUCACCCCACCAGAUGCCAUGCUUUAGCUAAAUCGCUAUAACCGGAUCUACCCUAGUAAAGGAGCAGCCAAUGUGUCCACAUCCCUAAGCUGUCCAUCGACAUCGCAUCCCGACAUCCAUUCACCGCGUCAGCUAACGAUUGCAACAACAAUACCCAGCGACGGUAGGAACUGUGUCAAUACUAUCGCGUCCGCAUAGCCCGCGCGGAGGCAAGAACAGGCCGUUACCCCGUCGACACCCGUUUCCCUCAGUACUUUACCGUCAACCACAUCGAGACCACGGCACACGAUGGCCACAAUGGAUUACGAAGCGCUCAAGGAGCAAUGGAGUGAGGUGGAGGAUCGUGAUGGUGUUCGCUUGAGCUGGAAUGUUUUCCCCAGCUCCCGCAUGGAAGCAUCCAGAUUGGUCGUCCCGAUUGGAGCUCUCUACACACCCUUGAAGGAGAAGCCUGAUACCCCCCUUCUCCAGUUUGAGCCUGUGACAUGCAAGCAGCCCUGUCGCUCAGUUCUGAACCCUUUCUGCCAGGUUGAUGUUCGUGCGAGAGUUUGGAUCUGUCCCUUCUGCCUUUCCAGGAACCAGCUUCCACCUCACUACAAAGACAUUACAGCCAACGCUAUUCCUCCUGAACUUCACCCUGCCAACACAACAAUCGAGUAUCGCCUAUCUAGGCCUGCUCCCGCCCCUCCCAUUUUCCUCUAUGUUGUCGAUAUGUGCCAGGAAGCGGAUAGCUUGUCGUCUCUCAAGGAGUCAUUGGUCAUGAGUUUGAGCUUGUUGCCAGAGAAUGCACUUGUUGGCCUUAUUACAUAUGGCACUAUGGCCCACGUACACGAGAUUGGCUAUGAAGAAUGCGCAAAGUCUUAUGUGUUCCGAGGCAACAAGGAUUAUUCUGCCAAACAAGUUCAAGAGAUGCUUGGCCUCUCAUCCGCCGGUCUACGACCAGGCAUGCAGCCUCAGCCUGGUCGACCUCUGCCUGCUGGCCCAGCUUCCCGGUUCCUCUUGCCUGUCCAGCAGGCUGAAUUUCAACUCACCAAAGCGCUCGAGUCGCUCCAAAAGGACCCGUGGCCUGUCGCCAACGACCAUCGCAGUCUCCGAUGCACUGGCGUCGCUCUCAGUGUAGCUGUUGGACUCAUGGAGUCAUCUUUCCAGAAUGCUGGUGGGCGUGUCAUGCUCUUUGCUGGCGGUCCAGCAACCGAGGGACCAGGCAUGGUUGUCGGCCCGGAGUUGAGGGAACCCAUUCGAUCGCACCACGACAUCGACCGAGAUAAUGUUAAGUAUUACAAGAAGGCGUUGAAGUUUUACGAGAAUCUGGCUAAACGGACUGCACACAACGGCCACAUCAUUGACAUCUUUGCUGGCUGCCUCGACCAGGUUGGCUUACUGGAGAUGAAAGGGCUUUGCAAUUCGACGGGUGGACAUAUGAUCCUUACUGACAGUUUCACAUCCUCGAUGUUCAAGCAAUCAUUUGUGCGAAUAUUUGAAAAGGAUGGUGAUGAGAAUCUAUUGAUGGGAUUCAACGCAGUUCUGGAGGUGCUCACUACCAAGGAGCUCAAAGUUACCGGGCUUAUUGGACAUGCCGUCUCUCUCAACAAGAAGUCGAUUUCUGUGGGCGAAACCGAAUGCGGCAUUGGCAACACUUGUUCUUGGAAGAUGUGCGGCAUUGACCCGAAGUCAAGCUACGGGAUCUACUUCGAAAUUGCUGGUCAAGGCCCAGCAACACAUCAACAGGCGCCUCAGAAGGGCAUGAUGCAAUUCCUGACCUACUACCAGCAUUCCUCUGGGCAAUUCCACCUACGAGUAACCACGAUAGCCCGGAAUCUUAGCAGCCCGGCAGGCGACCCGGCAAUCGCUCAAUCCUUCGACCAGGAGGCGGCAGCUGUUCUCAUGUCGAGGAUUGCAGUAUUCAAGGCAGAAGUAGACGAUGGCCCAGACGUUUUGCGUUGGGUUGACAGAAUGUUGAUUCGUCUCUGUUCGAGGUUCGCGGACUAUCGAAAGGACGACCCCUCAUCCUUCCGGUUGGAGAAGAACUUCACCCUGUACCCGCAGUUCAUGUUCCACCUUCGACGAAGCCAGUUUCUACAGGUUUUCAACAAUUCUCCGGAUGAAACUGCAUUUUACCGCCAUGUGCUGAAUCACGAAGACGUCAGCAACUCUCUGGUUAUGAUCCAACCGACACUGGACUCAUACACCUUUGACCAGGAGGGUGGCCAGCCGGUUCUUUUGGACUCGGCAUCGAUCCAGCCCACCCACAUUUUGCUCCUGGAUACCUUUUUCCACAUUCUCAUCUUCCACGGAGAGACGAUUGCGGAGUGGAGAAAGGCAGGCUAUCAGGAACAGGAGGGCUACGAGAACUUUGGCUCUCUUUUGGAGCAGCCUAAGGAGGAUGCAAGGGACCUUAUCACGGAUAGAUUCCCUCUUCCUCGAUUCAUCGUCUGUGACGCUGGCGGGUCGCAAGCUCGAUUUCUGCUGUCUAAGCUUAACCCAUCGACAACUCACACCACCGGCCCUUACGGCGGUGUAGGAGCCACAACAGCUCAAACGAUCUUCACCGACGAUGUCUCCUUGCAAACCUUUAUGGACCAUCUGAUGAAGCUUGCUGUGAGCGGAACCAAUUAAUUCCAAUUGACCAGUGGCCCGGUGUGACGGAAGACAUCCGCUGGCUUUCCUUUUGAAAAGCUUCAUAGGAGCCAAGUCUCACCCGUUUUGGGUCGUGCUUAAUGAAUGAGACCACUUUUAACCAGACACUUUGGGAGCGAGAAGAUUGAUGGACCAAAAGGAUACCCCGCCAGAUGAUUACAGUGUGCGCACUUCAUUGAGGAUCGGGCAGGGUCUAAAUAGCAGCAGCUCGUUGUGCUAAUCGGCCAUCUCUGCUUGAUUUCUGUGACGGCUUCGUAUAGAGCCCAGUAGACGAAUAGAUUUGGGCUAGUUGACUUCCUCUUGACAACUAAGGUACAUGGUUCGGUGCACUCCGAGUUCCAACAAGUGAAUUGACAGUCACGUGCUCGGACCUCAUGCCUGAGGCAUGAAUAUUCGCGC